Molecule: messenger RNA, 9043 nt
Organism: Procambarus clarkii (red swamp crayfish)
Lineage: Eukaryota; Metazoa; Arthropoda; Malacostraca; Decapoda; Cambaridae
Gene: pall
Product: F-box protein pallbearer
Biological process (GO): protein polyubiquitination
Molecular function (GO): protein binding
Source: RefSeq, a predicted model, not a curated record
AUGCCAACAGUGGCAGGAUCUGUAAUACUGACGGCAGAAUACCAUAAUAACCAGGCUCCUGGAGCUCCUAGGCUACUGGGCUCCGAAGCUCCUAGGUUCUUGGGCCCUGGAGCUCCUAGGCUACUGGGCCCUGGAGCUCCUAGGCUACUGGGCCCUGGAGCUCCUAGGCUCCUGGGCCCUGGAGCUCCUAGACUCCUGGGCCCUGGAGCUCCUAGGCUCCUGGGCCCUGGAGCUCCUAGCUGGGCAUCUGGAGUCAAAACUUCUUCAGCUGGGCAUCUGGAGUCAAAACUUCUUCAGCUGGGCAUCUGGAGUCAAAACUUCUUCAGCUGGGCAUCUGGAGUCAAAACUUCUUCAGCUGGGCAUCUGGAGUCAAAACUUCUUCAGCUGGGCAUCUGGAGUCAAAACUUCUUAAGAGUCAACAGUGCUGUGCUGAGACUUCUUAAGCUCAUGUCCGAGCGUCUCCUGUUUCAUUGUUUUGGUCGUGUUGAGGGACGUCUCGAGAAGGUCCCGCGAUGUGAACAUGGUCUGUUGAAGCUGUUGUUAUCAAUAAAAACCAUCAUGGAAGGGAAAGGAAACCGUCAAAAUUUCCUGGACCUGCCAGAGAUAGUUGUGGAAAAGAUACUCGGGUAUAUCAGCUACGAAGAGUUGUCUCACCUACGGAUAGUAUGUAGAAGAUUUAACCAGCUAAAUCAGCUUCUUCUCAACAAAGGUUUUCGAAGAGUUGAGAGAUACCAAGCCAAGUGCCUUAAAGAGGUAAAGAGCCAGUUGCCUCGCCGAGAGUCAGAACGUCGAAACCAUCCUCUGUUCCGCCACUGUGACAUUUUGACAGCUAUCGAGACGAGGUUGUCAUUGCUAAAUAUGACCUUCAUUAAAUAUGUUGACUGCCACAUGUGCUGCUUCAUCCCUGGAAAGGUUAUUGAUGAAAUCUACCGUGUUUUACGGUUCGUCCAGUCUAAUAAGACAUUACCACGGGCUCAUGAAAUUCUAACAGAACUUAGAGAUAUAUCUAGCAUGGCGAUGGAGCAUUUUGAGGAGAAGAUCAUCCGCACUCUCAAACCUACGUCUCUAACGCCUUCUUCUCCUCGCUUCUCUCUCUCCACUACCUAUUCAACGCUCUCACCUCUGACUUCACCAUCUACAGCAAGCACAGCUGGGUCUUCACUUAACCGAUCUCUGUCAUCGUCGUCGUCGUCGUCAUCAUCAGUAUCUUCAUCAGAUGACCUCCCGCAUCUGAUUGCCUCUAAUAAGUACUAUAGAAAUUGUGUUAACAUACUCAAGAAGGAAGUUUCUGACCAAAAAUCAAAGCUUAAUGAGCUGCGGAGGAAGGUGAGCGAGCAGGAACGAGUAGCACUGGAACAGAACCGCAUCUUGUCAGAGCAGACGGUGAAAUUCACUAGCCAAGAAGGAAAACUCAACGAGGUGAAUCGCAAACUGCUUGAAUACGAUCAGCGGUUUAGUGAGCUUGUAGCGGAGAUGGCACGUAUGAGAGAAGGGUGCAUUGGAGAUCCUAACAGCAGCAGUGUUACUGGCACAAGUUGGGGAAGGGAGGGCAAGAAUCAUCAGUUUUAUGGCUCACAUAAUCUCCCAAGCCCUGCCAUUGGUUCCACUGUCUUUGUAGCAGCCAAUAUGGUGCGGCCAAAUUUGGUUCCAGUUAAUUUAGCCUCUGCUCAACUAUCAUCGCCAGCUUAUGUAACAUCGCCAACAUUGUCAGGAUUCGCCACCGGAGGGAUUUCACUCAGUGAGUCUCCUGCUCCUGAGGCAUCACCCACCUCCCCAGUACAUUCACCGAACAUCGUAAGCUCGUCGAAUACUUUAGAAACAAGCCAGUGUAUGCAAGGAACUGUGUCACAAUCUUCAACAUCAUUGCAAAAUCCCACUCAAGAAGACACGCAGACUGUAGGUAGCUCGGCAUCCUCUUCACAGACCAUUUGUGAGGCAGCAGCUUCUGGUGGUAAGUCACAUGGAAAGAAAUAUAGGAAGAGAAAAUUGUCUGGAGGCAAGGGAACUGAAGAUGCACCACAGUUAAAGUGGAAAAAGAUUUGAACAUGUUAUUGUUAGCUUUGAUGUACAGUUUGUAUAUAACCAUAAGACUGAAAGGAUUAUUAAAAAGGUUCUAAAUGAAUAUAGCAGUGCAAUAGAUGUGCCAUUGCAUAUUCACAGCUGUAGCCAUAAAAAAGAUUAAGUUAAACUACUUUUGAUUAUAAAAAAGGAAAUCAAUUUAAGGUUCCUUUCAUAAGAUACUCUCCUGUAUACCAUAUAUAUAUAUACAGCAUAUGAUACUUCUAUAAGAAGGUACCUCCCGGAAAAACUGGGAUAACUCGCGUGAAGGCACUCGACACGACAGGUGAUAAUGUUAUUGUCUUGGCAAUCUUCUCACGAGUUAACCCACUGCUUUUGAGUUUUAGUUAAAUUAUCAUGCCAUUACCAUGGAAUUGCCAAAAUUUUAUAUUGUGUAUUGUCCUGCUUUGUCUAGCAUGCAAACGGGAUGUUGCAUGCAGAAUAUGUGGUACAAUUACUGAAUAAUUCUGCCAGGUUAGUUUCAUCAUUAAGUAAGUGGAGCGGUUAUGUUGUUGCCUUAUAUUAGUACUGUUUGAAAAUGAUAGCAUGUAAAGGAAACAAUAAAUUACAAGUGCUUUUGGGAACUGCAUAUAUGACAAUAUGGUGAUAAAAGCAUUUUUAUAUAAUGCAUUUGUUUCCAUGCUAGUUAUAGUACACUUGAAUAGUGUGUGAUUUUGCUGCUUGUAUCAAUAUGUGGACUGUGCAAGACUGUUUUAAUGAAGGUGAACAAGUUGAUUUGUGUGUUUAGAUAUCCAAUAUUGGGAAUACUGUAUUGUAGUGACCUCUUUUUCUCUCUCAUUCUUUCUCUCUCUCUUUUUAUCUGGAAUUGUUUAUUUCCAAAUAAUAGCUUAAUAAUUUCUCUACAAUGACUUAAAAUUUUAAACACCAUCAUUUUCAUAACUUUUUUUUUAAAUUGUGCAGUGUAUUUUAACGUUGGCCAUUAUUUUAUCAAAUUUCAUUUUUGAUUGGGAUUUUUAAACCUUGUAUGAUGAUAUGGUAGCAAUUUCUGUGGGAAGCCCACUAUAUCAGUUCGCAUAGCUUCAGGAAGCCUCCGGGGCUCACCCAGAAAAUGGCAUUUCAUUACAUUCAGCGCUGGUUUUAAUUUUAUAUUUUUAGUUUAUUUCUAAUAGUACCUCAGGGAUUUGAGAAAAUAUAAUUGGCUUGGUUAAUACCUUAUACAGUACUAUUAUUCAUGUAUUGUACAGAUUUCUCAGCUUUGCAACCUGCAAAGUUUUCAUAUUCAUAACUAAUAUUUGAUAUAAUGUGAUAUUUUGUAAAAUGUUAUUCCAGAAGUCUCUUCCAAAUUUAUAUGUUAUUCCAGAAGGUUCUUCCAAACUUAUAUGUACUAUAUUUCUUUUAAAUAAUAUCAGAGACUGUUUACCUUGAGGGGGGGGGGAGGGUAUAUAAAGGUAAAGAUUACUUGUUCUCUCCUGAACAAUUUUUGAUCAUCUUAAGAGUGAAGUGCAAUAGUAGUACAACACUGCCUGGAGUUAUAUUGUAAUACUGUAUGUUAAUCAACUACAUUAUCUAGGCCUCAGUGGCCAUUUGUAAUUCUUCCUAGAAAAUUUCAUGUCCUGUCGUACAUUUUAUGUUCACAUUGGAACUUGUUUAUCUAACUCUUAAGACCACUAUGAAGGUAUUUCUUAGGGUAGUGCAUUGAACACUACUCUUUCUCAUUUACCGUAAUGGUCUUCCCUCUUAUCUUCGAUCAAUCAUUAUGUGGACAUCAUCACCAUUUGCUGCAGUGAUGGUAUUUUCUCCCUUCAGCACCAGCUGAGGUUGCAAUUGAUAGUUUUUCAUCCUGAACUACCAGCUGCAUGGCUUCUAGUUUUCUCUAUUGAAGAUUUGUGCCAUAACUUUUACUAAAUAGCAUGUGGUUCCCCAUCUGUAUUUGUUGUGUUAUGGGAGUUCCCCUUUGUAAAGAAGAUAAUACGAAGCUCUUAGGGUUGAUCUUUGAUGUCCGCCUAUCUUUGUUGUUCCCUGUUCUUUACCUUUUGACUGAGUGUUCCAAGGCAAUUUCAUUACUCAAGGUCUUAUCACAUACCUUCUUGGAAGCUGAUAAGACGUUCACUUCUUUAUUUGCACUAUUCUGUAGUCCUGUCUAAACCGAACUAUGGUUGUCCUGUAUAUGCAUCAGUUUCACCCUUCACAGCAUCAUUGUCUUGAUACUUUGCAUCAUAAGGGGGAUGCAUCUUGGCUCUAGUGCCUUUCACUCUUCUUCAGUCAAUUUCUGAAAACCUGUGUUUUGUUCCGUACCUGCAUGAGCAGGUACGAUACCUUAUACCAACAUUAUGAUCGGUAGUGCCGUCGAUAUUACAAAUGGUCCUUUCAACACCACCAUUUUCAUUUCUGCUGCGCCUUGACUGCAAUAUUCUGUUUGAGACCACUUCACUCUCUUUUUUUUUUUUUUUUUACUUUUACUGCCAGGAUGACCCAUUUACUGGAUUCACAAUCACUCCAUACCAGGAAUGUAUCUCACCUGUAUAAUCAUGAAAUGCCUCUUGAACAUUUUCACUGCCACUCUGCUUAUGGAUGGGCCAGAGUCUGUUGAUGACAUUACUUUCUCCAUUAUUUUUCCUGAUCACACUACAUGUACAGACUUUCCCCAGAGACAAAUUUUUUUACAGUGGAGCUGUAUGCAAUUCUGUUAGUAACUUUUGACUGAUUGUUGAUCAAGCAUUAAGAAUAAUAAACGACAUAGUGUUAAGUGUAGACUCUCCCCAUAGCCUUCUAUUACUAUUAGAGGUGGUGGGAAACAGUUCUGGCUAGGCUGUAUAUUAGUAACACAUGCUUAACUCACGGGAACUUAAUGAAACAAAGACCUGCACGUUAAUGUCCGAACUGCAUUGUCUUACUGACAGUCAUGCCCCUCCUGGUAGAAUGUCCCGAUGCUGAUUUUCAGAAUGAUUGGAAUUCUUGUUUUCCCAAUGUCCCUUGGAGUCAUUUAUCCCUCAAUAAAAGCCCUUGUGAAUAAAAAAAAUUUAAAAUGGCUCAUUAUACACUUUUUUUUUUUUUACUCUUAUAUUAACAUCAUGAAUGGUGUUUGGGACUCUUUGGCCACAAACACUACCAAAGUACUGUGCACUGUCUAUGCCACAGGCAGCGCUAAAAAAAAAAAAAAGUUUCGUACUGACCUAUACAUUUUAUUGAGGUACAUCUUGACCUUCCCCCAGGAUGCAACCCAAGCUCUCGGGUACCUAUUUACUGCUAGGUGAACACAGGUAUCAGGUGAAAGGAAGUGUCACCCAAGCACUUCUGUGCUGCAACAGGAAUUUAACCCUGGGUCUUUUGUCUGUGAACCGAUUGCACUGACCAUGCUCUACAGGACCCUGUGAAAUGAUUAUGAUAGAAUGAUGUCUCGGUUGUUACUGGGCCAUGAUGCACUCUGGUGGCAUUUUUUAGGAUGAUAUUAGCACUUUAUUAGGGCUAAGAGGAGAAGACGACUUAGGAAAAUAUUACAAAAGAAAUAAUGGCAGCAGCAUAAAGCUUUGUGUACACAAAUGUCCGACGCCUGGGCAUGCUCUCAGUACAGUAGUCUCAGUUUCAAAUUGUCACCGUAAAAUAUUUCAUACUUCAUUUAUUUAUUUUUCAUGGCAAGAGCAGUUAAAGUUGUUAUAUUCAAAUGGAAUGAAUAAGUCUUGGAAGUAUGUUGUGUAAUAUUUAAAUUUUCAAUAUUUUACCCAAAUGAUUUUAGUGCUGUAACUUUGUGUACAAUAUUUAUUUAUCAGUAUUUACACUGAAAUCAAAUUUAUAAUUGGCCUUUGCUCAGCUCCAGCUUCAGAAACUGCAUUAAUUUCUUGUUUAAACUUUAGUAGGUUUUACUUGAUGUAUAAGUAACCAUACUGUAACAAUAUUUAUUUAGGAAAGUAUAGUACAUAUAUACAAAAUGGAAUACAAGAAGGAUGUUGGAUAUCUAGUAUUUACUACACCUAAAUCCACUGAUACACAGUGUUUUUGGCAUCUGUAUUCAGGCAUAUAUCUGUACACUAAAGAGCAAAUCAUGCUGUAUUUUAAGUUAAUAUUUUUGGGGGUGUAGAAUGGAUUAAUUCAAUUUACAUUAUUUCUCAUGGGAAAAUUCGUUUUGGUUGAUGAAUUUUUGGAUGACGACGUGUCUCUAGGAACGGAUUAUGAUCGUGAACAAAGGUACCACUGUAUAAGAAUCUGAAAAAAUGGGCUUUUCAAAUACAGUAAUUAUGUAAAUUUAAUAUAGUAUACAACUCUAGACAGAUGAUGAGUCACAAUAAAGUGACUUGAAGAUAUGAGAACUAAACCACACAGCAGAAGAUGGGGAGAUGACGACAUUUCGGUCCGUCCUGGACCAUUAUCAAGUCGAUUGUCUUGAUAAUGGUGAAGUCAAUUGAAAUGUCAACUCCUCAUCUUCUGGUAUAUGGUGUAGUUUUCAUUCAUCUAUAGACAUUAUAGUAAAUGGAUAUAACUUUUCUGAAUGACUGAGGCAGAUUAAUUGAUUGACGGAUAAAGAUUAAGCCACCCAAGAGGUGGCACGGGCAUGAACAGCCCGUAAGUAGUAAAAUUUUUGUUCAGUAAAUCUAUAUCGUGUGCUGAGGUCGCAUUCAAUCGUCGGGCUUCUAUCGCGGGGAAGGAUACUGCUCGACAGUAUUUAUGAGGGUGUCCAGCUGCUGGACAUCUCUUUUGACCAGAAGAGUGGCAGUGUUGAUGGCUUCAGGGUGGUUACUGCAAGAUUCAGGGACUCUUAAAGCUCUUCUAAGCUCAUUGGUUGCUUCACAUUCCAGGAGAUAGUGAAGUAGUGGCUUCUCUGUGAUUGUUUGGCAGAAGAUUGGGGCAGAUUACUCCUUGUCUGUUAUAUAUUUAAGUACAGUACUUAUGAGGGAAGUCAGGUGAAAAUGUAUUUUACUGUAACACUACAAAAUUUUCAUAUAAGUGUACUGUACAGUUAUUUUGGAAAUACUAUCAUACUACAAUGGAGAAGUUCUUUUUUUUUUUGGAGACAAUACCGUUGCUGCUAAUAAUAUUUAAUACAUCUUGUUUUUUUUUUUUUUUUUUUUAAUAAUAAGGCAAGUACAGACCAGCUACUUCACUUCUUAUGUUGGUAAACUAUUGUAUAAUAAUAUGCCAGUGUUAAUGAUCUGUCCUCAUCAACCCAAUUUUUAGAGGAAGUAUUUUGCAUAAUGUUAAAAUGAAACCCAUAAAGUUUACUCUUUCUUGUGUUGCUUGUACAUCUCGAACAACUUUUAUUUCUGAUCCAAUACAAAUACACCCACCAUAACUUGAUCUUGACGACCGACUGCCUUGAGGCUUGUCUGCGUACUUGGUGGUUUCACGCUGGAAGUGAUUUCCAAGGUACUGAUUACCUUGUAUCCAUAUACAGUGUUGUACAGUUACUGUGAUAAGUGCAAAGAAUGUUUGUUCUGCAUUUUUAAAUAUUCUGUAAUGUAAUAAUAAUUAAUGAUUAUAUUUAUAAAAUGCAGUUUGUCUUGAUGCAGAGCACUUCAUGUAAUAUAUCUGUAAUGUUGUAUUUAUUAUUGGUGGUAAAUUUAUAAUCCAUAAUUCAUUUUGUGUAAAAUAGUUUACAACGUGCUUUUUUCUGUCGGCUAUAUAUAUCGGUAACUCAGUAGGUGUAGUGCUAGUAGUUGUGAUAGUGUGUAAAUAGUCCAUGUACAGUGGGACUCUGUUAGAGUGUAUGUGCAGUGGAACUUGGUUAGAGUGCAUACUAUUGUUACGUGUCUUUGGAAUGCACACGAGUUAUAUUGGUAGAAAGCUCCAGUAUAACAGCAGAAAACUUAAAUAGAGGUUCUGUAAUUUAGAGAAGCAGAAUUUAUCAAUUGUUUGCAAAAACUAUACAUAAUUUUUUUUAUAUGCUCAAAUUCUAACACUAAUUAGCCAUCCAAGUGGGAAAAGCUUUCUAUGUUAUUAGAUACUUAGAGGCAGUAGAGUGUACACUUUUUUUUUUAAUGGAUUUUAGAUUUAUACUUGCAUCAUGUUUACCACAUACAGUGCAUUCUCCAAAAUCUGAACCUCCAUUUAAUGAAUUUCUGUAACCAACAGAUCAAAUCUGUUUACAGAAUCUCUGAAAUCUGAAUUUGCCAGAAAAUUUUCAGAUUCCAGAGAGUGUCCCGGUGACAUUUAGCAGACCUGACGUUUUCCUUAAUUUUUGCUGUUUUUUGUGCUUUCAUAUCAUUUAAUGGAGGUCAGAGCAGAUGUCAGAAACAUUUUGAAAAUUGUUGAGACUAUCUCUCUUUAAUUAUUAACUGAAACAGGUUCCCAUAUUUCAUGGAAAAUUGUUAGCAGAAGAAAGAGUUUAGGGCAUGGAACAGUAGAUGGACAAAGUUCAUUUGCACAGUUAGGGAAAUCAUAACUUUACCUUGAAAAAAUAAGAUUUAGGGGUUGGGCAUGGGAAAUAAUGUAGGUGAGAAAAUUGCUUUGCAGACAGGCUCUCCUGGUAGAAACCCAACUUACGAGAGCGAAAAUAAAAUUAAGAACAUAAUAAUCAAGGAAACUGCUGACAACAUAUUGACUCAUAUGUGGCAGCUACUAUUUAUAUCCACCUAAACUCAUUCAUACAUGUGUCCAACUUGGGCUUUGUUCUGUCAGUCAUUCCAUAACAAUGUAUAAUUUUGUUAAUAAUUGGUAAUAUCCUGUAAACUACUAUUUUUUUUUACUAGUGCAAAAUAAAGUGCAAUGUUAACGUUGAGCAAGUUUAUUUUUAUGUUAGGACUGUACACGUUUUAUGAAAACGACUUAAUUAUAAGCAUAUCCUGACUAUAUCCAGUAGCAAGAACAGUUCAUGGCACAAAGUGCUGUCUUAAGACUUUGAAUGCAAAGUUGGUGUAAUGUGGAUUGUACAUGUUCAUGUUUUGCAGUGCAUUCAUUAGUUAAUUUGCAUUUGUUAUACAGGAUCUAAGGUUGUAGUAACACACCCACCUUUGUUUUUGUUUUUUUGGCCAUUUUUUAUAUAACUUUCUUACAAUAUUAUAGCCUGACUACAAUCAAAUAAAAAUAAAUUUAU